Messenger RNA from Salmo salar (Atlantic salmon), 4034 nucleotides. NCBI's taxonomy places the organism in Eukaryota, Metazoa, Chordata, Actinopteri, Salmoniformes, Salmonidae. The record is from RefSeq and is a predicted model, not a curated record.
CGAGGAACUAAAUUCAGGGAACAUGGCGACGUCUAAUUUGCUAAAGAACAAAGGCUCCCUCCAGUUCGAGGACAAGUGGGACUUGAUGCGUCCCAUCGUCCUCAAGCUGCUCCGCCAAGAGUCAGUCACCAAACAGCAGUGGUUCGACCUCUUCUCAGAUGUCCAUGCAGUAUGCCUAUGGGAUGACAAGGGGCCGGCCAAGAUUCACCAGGCCCUGAAAGAGGACAUCCUAGACUUCAUCAAGCAAGCACAAGCAGUGGGAAAGGGCAGUGUGGAGUGCGAUGGAGAUUGCGCCAUCUGUGGAUCUGUUGGGGCGGUAUGCGAAUUGGAGUGGGUCCAAGUGCUACGUGGCGGUAGUCACCUUCGCUUUCUUGGGCACAGGGACUAUGGUGGUCUGCUUGAAACAUCGGGUGUUGAGCCACCAGGAUGACACGGCACUGCUGAAGGCCUACAUCGUUGAGUGGAGGAAGUUCUUCACGCAGUGUGACAUCCUGCCCAAACCCUUCUGCCAGCUGGAGAUUACGCUCAUGGGAAAACAGGGCAGCAACAAGAAGUCUAACGUAGAGGACAGCAUUGUACGGAAGCUCAUGCUGGACACGUGGAACGAGUCCAUCUUCUCCAACAUCAAGAAUAGGCUCCAGGACAGCGCCAUGAAGCUGGUGCAUGCCGAGCGCCUGGGGGAGGCCUUCGACUCUCAGCUGGUCAUUGGUGUCAGGGAGUCUUAUGUGAACCUGUGCUCAAACACGGACGACAAGUUGCAGAUUUACAGAGAGAACUUUGAGAAGGCCUACAUGGACUCCACCGAGAGGUUCUACAGAACACAGGCCCCCUCCUACCUGCAGCAGAACGGAGUCCAGAACUACAUGAAAUACGCAGACGCCAAGUUGAGAGAGGAGGAGAAACGGGCGCUGCGCUACUUGGAGACGAGGCGGGAAUGUAACUCUGUACAAGCACUGAUGGAGUGUUGCGUGAACGCCCUGGUGACGUCCUUUAAGGAGACCAUCUUGGCCGAGUGUCCAGGCAUGAUCAAGCAAAACGAGACAGAGAGUGAGUACGGCCGGAGCGCUCCUGGCACCAAAGGCUCGGCCAGCUCAGAGCUCCACCUCAUGUUCUCUUUGAUGGACAAGGUGCCCAGUGGCAUCGAACCCAUGCUGAAUGACCUAGAGGACCACAUCAUGUCUGCUGGGCUGGCCGACAUGAUGGCCUCCGCCGAGACCAUCACCUCGGACUCUGAGAAGUACGUGGAGCAGCUCCUCACCCUGUUCAACCGCUUCAGUAAACUGGUGAAGGAUGCCUUUCAGGACGACCCUCGCUUCCUCACAGCCAGGGACAAGGCUUACAAAGCAGUUGUGAACGACGCUACCAUUUUUAAAUUGGAACUACCGCUGAAGCAGAAAGGUCUGUCUGUCAGGGUGGGUCUGAAGACCCAGCCGGAGUCAAAGUGUCCAGAACUGCUGGCCAACUACUGUGACAUGCUGCUGAGGAAAACCCCGCUCAGCAAGAAACUCACCUCCGAGGAGAUCGAGGCCAAGCUCAAGGAAGUGGUACGUGGAUGGGAGUUGCUGGUGUUGAAGUAUGUGCAGAACAAAGACGUGUUCAUGCGCUACCACAAAGCCCAUCUGACACGACGCCUCAUCCUGGACAUCUCCGCCGACAGUGAAACCGAGGAGAACAUGGUGGAGUGGCUCAGGGAAGUAGGCAUGCCUGCAGACUACGUGAAUAAGCUGGCCCGGAUGUUCCAGGACAUCAAGGUGUCCGAGGAUCUCAACCAGAACUUCAAAGAGUGUCACAAAUACAACAAGCUGGCCCUAUCAGGUAAACCAGCGGACUCUGUCAACAUCAAGAUCCUGAAUGCCGGGGCGUGGUCUCGAAGCUCAGAGAAGGUGUUUGUGUCACUGCCCACUGAGCUGGAGGAUCUGAUCCCCGAGGUGGAGGACUUCUACAAGAAGAACCACAGCGGCAGGAAACUGCACUGGCACCACCUCAUGUCCAAUGGCAUUAUCACAUUUAAGAACGAAGUGGGACAGUACGACCUGGAGGUGACCACCUUCCAGCUGGCCGUGCUGUUUGCCUGGAACCAGAGGCCCCGGGAGAGGAUCAGCUUUGAGAACCUCAAGCUGGCCACGGAGCUGCCUGACGCUGAGCUCCGACGCACCCUAUGGUCCCUGGUAGCGUUCCCCAAGCUAAAGCGGCAGGUGUUGUUCUACGACCCCGUGGUGGGCUCGCCCAAAGACUUUGCUGAGGGCACACUCUUCUACGUCAACCAGGAGUUCUCACUAAUAAAAAACUCCAAGGUCCAAAAGAGGGGGAAGAUCAACCUGAUUGGCCGGCUUCAGCUCACCACAGAGCGAAUGAGGGAGGAGGAGAAUGAGGGAAUUGUCCAGCUCAGGAUAUUGAGAACGCAGGAGGCCAUCAUCCAGAUCAUGAAGAUGAGGAAGAGGAUCACCAACGCCCAGCUGCAGACGGAGCUGGUGGAGAUCCUCAAAAACAUGUUCCUACCCCAGAAGAAGAUGAUCAAGGAGCAGAUGGAGUGGCUCAUCGAGCACAAGUACAUCAAGCGCGACGAGACUGAUCUCAACACCUUCCUCUACAUGGCGUAGCGGUGUUGACAACGUGUAACUGUGGUGACAACGUGUAACUGUGGUGACUUUGGGGGUUCUUCAUCAGGCCUGAUGGACAAUAGAAUAUUUUUAGGCCCGACCUUCUUUGGAAAAAAAUAUCUUUGGUUCGUGAGGGUUCAAGCCUGAUGGACAAUAGAAUAUUUCCAGGCUGACCUCCCUUUGAUAAACAAAUGAUCUGUUGCAUGGGGAAAUGCAGACUUGAUUUAUGACAGAGUUACAGAAAUGUAUAAAAGGAGGAGUUUGCGUGGGGAAAUUAAAGGGUAAGAAAGAAAAUGAGUUUGAGCUUCUCAGCGGGAGUCGACACCCACUGAGUUUUCAGUUGUCGUUUUUGGCUAGAAGGCGUUUCCUAGUCUGUAGACGGGACAUGGUUGGUGGUUGUGAAAGGUCUCUGUUGCAAUGCGUCCUCCUCCCUGUCGACAAACCACCACACAAACCACACCCCCUCUCCCACCCCAUCCAUGAACACCCCACCACCAUUGGAGUACCAUUGGUUGGUGGUGGGUAUCUCUAACGACAUGGCAAGAAAUAGGAAAAGCGUUAGAAGAAGCUCCGUUUCCCUCCAUAUCUAAAGUCCAAGUUUUGAGCCAGGCCAACACUAUUCACCGGACCUCUUCAACAGAACGAGUUGUGUCCCCUGGAAGCUGUCUGUGGCCACUGGUGGUGACAAACAAAGCACUAAAGACAAUGACUCUCUCUGCUGUCACAUAUGUGACGCCGUUCUUGGACAUUCAGGGUUGGUUUCCCAGGCCCAGACUAAGACUAGUCCUGGGUUUAAAAAAUAUUUCUCAAUAGAUUAUCUCCAUUGAAAGUGCACUUUAGUCCAGAACGAGGCUUAUCCUGGGUCGGGGAAACCUUCUCAACAGUAUGUUAUAUUUCAGAAACUGUUUUCACAAAAGAGACAGAUUGUGGACUAUUAGUUCCCAGUUCCAAAUCGACCCCAAGCAUUCUACCCCGAUAGACUUGAUGGAGCUCUAUCAGAAGGCAAGGUGGAGUCAUCACCAUAUUGGUGGUCGCUCGUAUUCAAUCUCUUCAGAUCUACAGGAAGAGUUUAAGCAUAGCUGUUAGCGGUCGUUUUAGAAUUAGGCCAAUGUCACCCUUUCCGGAUCUUUACCCCUCAUCUCUGCAGGCUGCCUGAGCUAAGCAUCUGGGGGAAGAGGGGUCCGUGUGUAUUAUAUGGUAAUAACUACCUCUGAUCCAGAGCGUUUAAGUACAGCUUGCUGAUGCUGAACUUGCACGGCAUUAGCAAGUCACACAUAAACACCCUGGACCAGAGCUAGGCAAUAGCCAGAACCAUAUAUAAAGUUUUGUUUAUAUAUAACCCUCUGACGGUAACUACUACAAUACAGAGCUAAAGGAGUGUACAUAAAGAUGUUAAUAAUGAGAUGAUGAAAUAAACAGCACCUUAUUAUAAAA